This is a messenger RNA of Saccoglossus kowalevskii, 3629 nucleotides long. RefSeq names its product FACT complex subunit SPT16. Gene Ontology annotation, molecular function: nucleosome binding. The record is from RefSeq and is a predicted model, not a curated record. Lineage: Eukaryota; Metazoa; Hemichordata; Enteropneusta; Harrimaniidae. Gene Ontology annotation, cellular component: FACT complex. Gene Ontology annotation, biological process: transcription elongation by RNA polymerase II.
ACCAAUCCGACAAUUUUCCGACGUUUGGCUCCCGCCAUUUUGCCACUUCGAAAAGAAGACACUGCGAUGGCUGGCAUUUCUGUGGACGUUGACGCCUUCUACAGGCGAAUGCAAAAAUUCUAUAACUCAUGGAAGAAUGCCGAUGAUGAAGAUAAUUUAGCGAAAAGUGAUGCCAUUAUGGUUUCAGUAGGAGUGGAUGAAGAGAUAGUUUAUGCCAAAUCCACAGCACUGCAGACUUGGCUCUUUGGAUACGAGUUAACAGACACUGUCAUGGUGAUCUGUGAAAAACAGAUAUAUUUCUUGGCAUCCAAGAAGAAGGUAGAGUUUCUGAAGCAAGUGGCUUCUGACAAGGAAAACACAAAUGGCGUACCACCCAUAACGCUGCUGACGAGGGAAAAAUCUGGGGACAAUAAAGUGAAUUUUGAGAAGUUAACCGCGGCAAUCAAGGAAAGUAAAAAGGGUAAAAGCAUUGGAAUAUUUUCCAAAGAUAAUUUUCCAGGUGCCUUUAUGGAUGGCUGGAGAAAAGCUUUGGAUAGAGAAGGCUUUGAUAAGAUUGACAUAUCAUCAUCAACCGCAUAUAUAAUGGCUGUGAAAGAGGACAGUGAAAUUGCUAUGGUGAAAAAAGCCUGUUCCUUGACAUGCGACGUGUUUGGUAAAUAUUUGAAAGAGCAAGUCAUGGAAGCUGUGGACUCCGAUAAGCGAGUUCGGCAUUCUAAGUUAGCAGACGGUGUGGAGAAAGCUUUAGAAGAGAAGAAGAUAGUUGGUAACCUAGAUUCGUCGGUUUUAGAAGUAUGUUAUCCGGCUAUCAUUCAGAGUGGAGGCAAUUACAAUUUGAAAUUCAGUGUUAUCAGUGAUGACUCAAAACUCCACUUUGGUACUGUGACCUGUGCUUUGGGAAUACGUUACAAAUCCUAUUGUUCUAACAUAGUGCGUACAUUGCUGGUCGACCCUACACAGAGUCAGCAAGACAAUUAUAACUUCCUGUUAGAAGUGGAAGAAGAAAUCAUUAAGCAGUUACAACAUGGUGUCAAACUCAGUGUACUGUAUGGUAAAAUUGUGGACUUUGUCAAGAAAAAAAAGCCUGAUAUCAGUGACAAAAUGACUAAAAAUUUUGGGUUUGUGACUGGUAUUGAGUUCCGUGAAGGCUCCAUUGUCAUCAAUGCCAAGAGUAACGCCAAGGCCAGGAAGGGUAUGGUGUUUAAUAUUAACGUGGGUUUCUCAAACCUGGAUAAUAAGAGUGCAUCAGACAGUGCUGGAAAGAAGUAUGCUCUCUUCAUCGGUGACACAAUACUUGUGAAUGAAAAUGCACCAUGCACAGUGUUAACCACAUCAAAGAAGAAAAUAAAACAUGUAGGAAUCUUUUUGAAGGAAGAUGAAGAAGAUGACGAUGAAGAUGAUAAAGAAGAUGGUGCCGAAGAAUUGUUAGGAAGAGGAGCAAGAAGAGCCGUCUUAGAAAGUAAAUUAAGAACCGAGGUAUCUUCUGAAGACAAGCGAAAAACUCAUCAGAAAGAACUCAUCCACCAGCUUAAUGAAGAAGCAAAACAACGACUGGUGAUGUCAAAAGGAGACCAGCAAAAAGUAAAAGUGAGGAAGUCUAAUGUCUCUUACAAACAUGCAUCGUUGCUCCCUAAAGAACCUGAAGUGCGUGAUUUGAAAAUUUAUGUUGACAAAAAAUACGAGACUAUUAUCCUACCUGUCUUCGGCAUGGCUACACCAUUCCAUAUCUCCACUAUCAAGAAUAUAAGUCAGAGUAUUGAGGGCACCUACACCUACUUGAGAAUAAACUUUUUCCAUCCAGGAAGUACGAUAGGACGAACAGACAACAUUAUGUUUCCACAACCAGAAGCAUCCUUCCUAAAAGAAUUGACAUAUCGGAGUUCCAACGUGAAAGAACCGGGUCAGGCGGCCGCGCCGUCAUCCAAUUUAAACACGGCAUUCAGGCUUAUCAAAGAUGUACAAAAAAAAUUUAAGACGAGAGAAGCAGAAGAAAGGGAAAAGGAGGGUAUUGUGAAACAAGACACAUUGCUAAUCAAUCCAAAUAGGGGUAAUCCCAAAUUGAAAGAUCUUUACAUCCGACCAAAUAUAGCUCAGAAAAGAAUACAGGGAGCCAUUGAGGCACAUACAAACGGUUUCCGAUUUACAUCCGUGCGGGGUGACAAAGUUGAUAUUUUGUACAACAACAUCAAGCAUGCAAUUUUCCAACCCUGCGACAGUGAGAUGAUCAUCCUUUUACAUUUCCACCUCAAGAACGCCAUUUUGUUCAGUAAUAAGAAGCACGUUGAUAUACAGUUUUAUACAGAAGUUGGCGAGAUUACGACUGAUUUACAUAAGCACCACAAUAUUCACGACCGAGAUGACCUCGCUGCUGAACAGGCUGAGCGAGAACUUCGACACAGAUUAAAAUCUGCUUUUAAAAGUUUUAUAGAAAAAGUUGAGAACCUGACCAAAGGGGAUAUAGAGUUUGAGAUACCAUUUCGUGAGCUGGGAUUCCACGGAGCUCCACAUCGUAGUACGGUGUUAAUUCAACCAACAAGUAGUUGUAUAGUCAAUAUUACAGAGUGGCCGACAUUUGUGGUGACGCUGGAUGAGGUGCAACUGAUCCACUUUGAGCGUGUCCAAUUUCACAUCAAGAAUUUCGACAUGGUGUUUGUGUUUAAAGACUACUCCAGGAAGGUGUUCAUGGUGAAUGCUGUGCCAAUGAACUCAUUAGACCAUGUCAAGGAUUGGCUCAACUCCUGUGACAUCAAAUAUACUGAAGGUGUGCAGUCAUUGAAUUGGUCCAAAAUCAUGAAAACCAUCGUGGACGACCCAGAAGGGUUUUUUGAAGAGGGAGGAUGGACUUUCUUAGAACCAGAAAGUGAUGUUGAUGAUGACGAUGAUGAUGAUGAGGAUGAAGAUGCCGCUUACAUGCCGUCUGGUGCCGAGAGUGGUGGUGCUGGAUCUGACGAGGAAGAUUCUGAAAGUGAAUACUCUGGUGUAACUGAAUCGGAAUCUGAUUGGUCAGAAGAUCUAGAUUCGGACCAAUCCAGUGGUAAAGAUUGGGACGAACUGGAAAAAGAGGCUGCCAAAGCCGACCGUGAGUAUGACAUGGAAGAUGAUGAAGAUGCUAACAGACGUAGACGUGGCGGUGGUGGUGGUGGUAGGAGCGGCGGCGGUGGUAGUAGGAGUGGUGGUGGCGGCGGUACUAAAAGAAAAAUGCAUUCUACUCCACCGAAAAGUAACAAAAAAGCUAGAAGGCGCUGAUGUGAAAAGAUUGACAUGGUGGAUUAAUUUAACUUUUGAGGCGCGUAGUUUUCAUACGAGAGGACAGUGACGUACAUUUAUAUGCAAAUAUGAAGAGUCUGUCAAUCGUGCUCUUGCACUCGUAACUGACUCCCCAAAUUUUCGUCAUCUUAUUUUGAUAUAUUAAAAUUACUCUCCAGUUAUGAUCACGAUUUGACUGCUGAUUCAUGUGGAUCAAAAGUAGCAAACAUUUUGAGUACUUCCCAAAACUAGACGGCCAUGUUUCUGUGUAUCUGCCUUAUUGCGCAUAUAUAUAUAUAUUUGUGAAGCCAACUGGGAAUCCACGAAUAAGCACGUCAAUUAAUUACAAGCAUUUGGUUGAAUAAAUAAUACCACCAAGGAAGGAA